Messenger RNA from Pelodiscus sinensis (Chinese soft-shelled turtle), 3387 nucleotides. NCBI's taxonomy places the organism in Eukaryota, Metazoa, Chordata, Testudines, Trionychidae. The record is from RefSeq and is a predicted model, not a curated record.
AUGUUUCACUGGGGCUUUUCUCAGCAGUUUGAGUGCUUCUCAGAUAAAGCCACUGACCCCAGCGCUGAAGAAAACUGGGAGUGUAUCCGGCAGUUCUGUGCCGAGGUGAAUGCAGACCCGGAAGGCCCGUCCCUUGCCCCCCGGCUGCUAGCGCACAAGAUACAGUCGCCUCAGGAGAUGGAAGCUCUUCACGCCUUAACAGUGCUGGAGACAUGUGUGAAUAACUGUGGGGAAAGGUUUCACAGCGAAGUGGCAAAAUUCAGAUUUCUGAACGAGCUGAUCAAAGUGCUGUCUCCAAAGUACUUUGGAACCUGGUCUGCAGAAAAAGUCAAAUCAAGAAUCAUAGAAAUAAUGUUCAGUUGGACUGUUUGGUUUCCUCAGGAAGUUAAAAUCCGGGACGCUUAUCAGAUGCUGAAGAAACAAGGAAUCAUAAAACAAGACCCCAAACUCCUGGAAGACAAAAUUUUACCCCCUCCUUCUCCGAGACCUGGGGAUUCUAUUUUUGAUAUUGAUGAAGAGAAAUCCAAGCGGGGGGGGAGGUUCUUGGCUAACUCAGGGAUUUCACCCCGUUGGCCUUUGGUUUCUGUUGUCUCAAAGGAGCAAGAGAAAUCGGCCCAGGUGUCCAAGAGACUGGAUGCCAUUGGGGAGGUUCACAGCAACGUUAAGCUUCUGGAUGAAAUGCUGAGCAGCUACCGGAGGCAGGAGUUACCCACGUCUGACCUCCGCAGCGGGGGGGGAGACGAGCUUGUUUCUCCUCUUUCUGCAGCAGAGAUUCUCCAGGCCAAUGACAAACUCACCCAGGCGCUCGGCUCGUACCGGCAGCUUGUGGGAGGCCACGCCCAGGGCCGGAGUUCGGCCACCAGCUCCACCGAUGCCUCAGCCCCUCGGUCCCCGCCGGGUGCUACAAAAUGCUACACGCUGAUCGACUUCUCCGAGCUGGAUUCCAGGCCGGCGUCUCCCCCGGCGCGGAGCGGGAAUGCGCCAGCCACCGCCCAGCGCAGCAGCACCUCUUCCUGCCUGCUGGACAAGGAGCUGAUGGCCCUAGGGCUCAGCGAUUCCCCCGUUGGACAGAGGCCGGCACCUGAUUUCGGCUCCAUGCAGGGGGAGAGGCCUCUGCCGGCAGCGCAGGAGCUCAGCACCUCCUGGGCGUUGGAGGGAUCUGCACACGCAGAGCCGCCAGCGGGGCAGGGUCGGGAGGAGGCAGCGCUCGGUGUCUCAGCCCUGGUCUGUGUGCGGCUGGGGUGGGCCUCGCCGGCGCCUGGCCCGUCAUGGCCCCGUGCCAGCAGUGUCCGCAGGGCCCCCGGGGUUCUCUCUGUUUGGCAGGGUGCUGGGCACAGCGGCUGUCCUCCACCCGGCGUGCUGGGGGAGCACUGGCAGGGAGGCGCGCCGCCCCGGAACGUGCUUCAGGAUUGGGCAGGGCAGCUGCCUCCAUCUCCGGUGACCGGGCCAUACUUGUCACCAGUGCAGCUGUCCCCGGCAGGCCUUCCGAGCAGCUUAGCUGCAGGAGCUUUGCUCCCUGACCCAGCCUGCGAGCUGAAACCUGCCGCUCCGUCGCAGCCAGCCUCCCAUGCUGCUGCUCUGGCCGACCUUUUCGUCCCGCUCACUUCAGUGACACCGAGCACCGUCCCGCCAGUCACCGUGUAUGAUCAAAACGGACUCAAGGCCAUGCUCCAUUUCUCCAGAGACCCAGCCCCCGGGCGACCAGACGUGCUGGUGCUGGUGCUCUCCGUGCUGAGCACUUCUGCUCUGCCCGUGAAGGACGUUGUGUUCCAGGCCGCCGUCCCAAAGGCUAUGAGCAUAAAGCUGCAGCCGGCGUCUGGUUCUGAGCUUCCUGCCUUCAGCCCGUUGCUCCCUCCAGCCGUGAUAUCCCAGGUCCUGCUGCUCGCCAACCCACACAGACACCCCGUCCGACUGCGGCACAAGCUGACGUUCACGCAGGGCGGGCGGCCCUUCUGCGAGGUGGGGGAGGUGACUGGCUUCCCGGAGGCCGAGCUGUGGGGCAGGAGAUGAACUGCUGGCUUGACGGAACGUGGACCUGCCGCAUCGCCUUAGCCCAGCCGUGUGGGGAGGGGCAGUGGGAGCCUCGCUGCUCCUUCAGCAGGGGACGGAGGAGGCGCCCAGCACCCGGAAAGCCGGGGGGACUCCAUGCUGGCCGCUGUGCUCGGGGCCCGCUCUCCUGCUCCUGCUCCGGCUUUCCUUGCCGGGAACUGGCCGGAGGGAGUGCAAAGCCGCUGCCUUCCUGCAGAGCUCAGCCGCCGUGCGGGAGGCAGGGUCGCCUCUCGGUGCCUGGCUGCUCCUCUCCUACCAGCAUUUCUGCUUUCGGAGCCAUUUCUCCUGCUCGCCUCUUGGAAACAAACCCUGUGCUCGGGCCGCUAGCGCCCAGCCGGAGCAGCUCUGGGUGCGGGGGUCGCCUUUCGGCAACGUCCAGGACCAGCGCUCUGCUCUCGCAGGGAGGGCGUGGUGUGAGCCCCGGAAUGGGACAACUGUGGCUUGAAACAGGGCCGGCUCCAUUAGCCAAACCUGCCGGGCAUUGCCCCGGCCUGUGGCCUGCAAGGCCCUGGCUCCUCGGCCCUUCCCGAGAGCCUCAGUGCCUUCUCAGCCUCUCCAUUCCUGCAGGCAGGGCCCCUGCAGCCUGGGAGGCUGCCUGCAAAGCCACGGCCAGGAGGACUCAUUUGGUGCUUUGAGGUAUCAAUUUCCCAGUGCUGGUCAGUGUUACAAUUCAGUGGGGCAUUGGGGCCAUGAGUGGGGGCUGCUCCGGGCUGGGGCAGCUCCAGCCUUCCCGACCGCCCCCCCUCAGUUAACUGGUUAGGCAUCUAACUGGUUAACCAAUUCAGCGGGAUUUUACAGCCCCACUUCCAGAAGACCCAUUAGACAGUUGCACUUUUCAGGCCUUAGGGCUCUGGGCUAGUCAUCCUGCCUCCCAGUCAAGCAGCUGCUUGGCUGCGGAUUCCCGUGGGUCACAAGGGAAUGACUGAUAGGUGACAAAGCCAAGGAGUAUAAAAUGUUCCCAGGAGCACAGUGAUCUGAUUGGCUCCCUCACUUCCCAAACCCGAGUGAUGUCACCAGCUCAGACUUGCCAGCUGGAGACUGAUGGGCAUUGUUGUCUGGGUUUUCACUGAGCAAGGCAGAGCUUCCCAGUGCAGUCACACUGGCCAGGCGGGGGCAAAGGCAUUCACCCGCCUGGCUCGUCUCCCAUGCCUCCCCAUCUCCAGGCUCUGUCGUUUUGUGGGUAGAAAUGCUAGUGGCAUGUCAGGUGAACCCCAACAUCCCAGAGGAGCAGGCCCCCUGGUGUGUCUGGCAGGCCAGGUGGACAGGGAGGCAGUCAUGCGCACCCUGCGCCUGUGCGUUUGCUACACACUUUUCAUGAAAUGGAAACCCUUGCCCAGC